This is a messenger RNA of Liolophura sinensis, 1569 nucleotides long. RefSeq names its product transmembrane protein 26-like. Bases 75 to 1358 code for a protein of 427 amino acids. Lineage: Eukaryota; Metazoa; Mollusca; Polyplacophora; Chitonida; Chitonidae. The transcript is spliced from 4 exons. The record is from RefSeq and is a predicted model, not a curated record.
UCCACGCAGUGCUGACCAGGGCCUCUUGUCAAUGUGCUGGCAAAAAGUGGUAUGUUUACAAGUGAUAUCCCAGAAUGGGUCUUAUUAACGUGUUACGUGCUAUCGUCGUGCGGCUCAUGUUUGCUGGCCAUGGAGUCAUCGCCAUCUGGAGGCUUUACAUCAUGACGAGUGACAUUAAGUCCUUGUUUCUAGGCGCCUCGCUGGUUGGACUGUUUAUAGAGUCUUGCGUCACUCUCUGCUUCAAAAAUGGCAAAGAAUGGAAAUGGUUUUGUCCUAGCGUAUUUUUCUACCUGACGAGCGUUGUGCCUGCUAUAUGGUUCAUGGAACUGUACGAAAUGGAAAAACGCAUAACAGCGAAACAGGAAGGGUUCAACGCCACAACAUCAGCGCUGAUAAACGAAACUAGUAAUCUGGAGGAAUUGUCAGCUAAUAUUGAAAGUUUAGGGUUGGACAUAACAAUACCACUGAAGCUACCGCCUGACCUAUGGUUGCGCGUGAUUGAACAGUUCCUUCUUUUGAUGCUUAUUAUUGGUCGAUGGCUCUUGCCGAAAGGGGCGCUGUCUCAUGAGCAAUUAUCACAGCUCCUAUUGGUCUACGUGGGAACAGCGGCCGACAUAGUGGAAUUCUAUGAAGCUUUCAACGAAGAAGGAGUCAAGUACAACCGAUUGCUGUGUUACAUUAUCCUAGGCGUGUGGACAGCCAGUCUUCUACAGUUCACGCUCGUUCUCACUGCGUCACGCGCAAGGCGAGAUCAGUCCGGUGUUCCUUCGGCCUACGGUAGAGAGCCCGCGGCCGGAUGUUGCAACCCGGAAAUAUACGGAAUUGUAACGUCCAUCUGCUUGCAAGAUUUGCCUUUCCUUGUUGUUCGAUUACUGUUGAUAUUUUACUACGACGUUGUGAGCUACACAAAUAUGUUUUUUACAUCGAAAAACUCGUUAGUCAUCAUAUUGCUUAUUUAUCGCGUGUGUGUGGUCCAGGUACAGACGGCAAAGGCCAAGGAAAAAACAAUCCAUCAGAUCUCUACCCCUCUCACAGUUUCAAGGACUACUUCCGGGGAGAACGGUCAGAGCCAAACCACUUUACUGCAUAUCAAUGACAAACCGAACUACAAGUCACGCAGUCCGAGGAACUCAUUACGGCCCAGCCCACAGGGGUCCCCUGUCAGUAGUCCCAGAACGUUGCCAAGAGGAAGUGUUCAAUCUGUGCGCAUGGGCACUGUCAAUCCAUCACUGAUCGACAGCCCCGUACAUUCUCUACAAGGUGACAGUCCCCGACAGCUUGGUAGACGAAGUCUGGCGUAUAGCACCGGAAGGAGGUCGCCUCAACCAUUUUAUGUAAACUGUGACAGGCCUAGUUAACUCAACGGUAGAAUCCCGUCAAAAAUUUGAAAAAUUCCAAGGCUGCAUGAUUUUGUUGUGUAUGUUACAACUGACUCUUUGCUUGGACAGUCAAGUAAAUAUUUUUGUUCUCUUUUCUUGUACAGUACAUGAACAUUUUGCAUGAAUAACUACUAUUUGAAUUGGGUUGUCUGUAUCUAUUUUUUUCUUGUUCAUGAAGAUAGAUCUUUUA